AUGGAAUCUGCGAUUAUUUCUCGACUCCUUGCUCACACUCGAGCCGAAAGCUUCCUAGGUUCUGUGGAUACAUCGUCCUUAACUUAUCGAAGUGGGGCAGCUUCAAAUGGUCAAAGUAUUCGUGGCUCGUGGGUGUUGCAAGAGAAGUGCAAUGUCUUGGGAGAAUUUGCGGUUUUCGGUGUCAUCAGCACCGCUGAGCUCGGUCCUUAUGGAAAUCAAUGUUCGGCACCCUUUAACACGUGGUGUGAACAAGGGCGAUCGAAGUUGUUUGCUGACCAAAUCCGGGCAUUGAACCGAAUUAAGAAUGCUUCUGGUUUGGGAGUACACUGUGAGGAGGAUGUGAUUGAAAUUCGGGACAAUGAGUUUGGAUGGGCUUACUUGGAUGAACAAAAUUCUCCAUACAUCCGUAUCCUUCACCCAAUGUUUCUAGAAAACUGCACCUCCGUGCUGAAGGAGGGUAAGAAAGUGAAUGUGUCCUUGGCUUUCAAAUCUGAUGUCAAUGCAGCCGCCAGCACAUCCAACGAGGCUACUCAUUCUGUAUUUUCAGAGCCACAAUGGGAUCCUGAAGGACACUUUCGCCAUGCACUCCCUGCUCCCAGUGUACAAAGGGACUUCAGAUUCCAUAUCGACCUUCAUGCAUUCGAUGAUGAGGGAGCAGAUGUGCCAUGUGAUGGUCUCGAAAUGAUAUUUAAGGAUGGGAUGGCGGUCAUUGGCACGGUUUCUCUCCAUUUCACCCGGGCUCGAAACACGACCAGAGGCGAAAUCCGAUCGUUCCAGUUACAUUGGACUGGAAUCCAAAUUGUUGGACAGACUAAGAUGUUGCAGGAUGAGGCCACAGUCGCAGCCUCCAGCAGCAAAAAACGCGUGGCUGAAGAAAUGUUACCAGGUCCGCCAAAGCGAGGACCCUUUUUCACUCGGGGUGUGGAUGACAAAAAACCAGAGAAGGAAAACUUGGUGCUUGAGUGCAACACGGAUGGGCUUUCUCUUUUGCCUCCAGUCGAAAGCCCGGUCAUGACCAAGAACCUCGAAAAAGGGAAAGGUCGGGAGCGUAACAAUGGAUCAAGCAUUGAGUGCGGAACACAGAAUGAGUUUGGGGGGAAGGGGAUUUCUUCGCUCCACAUUGUCAAAAAACCAUUGGGUAUCGAGGAUGAAAUGAUGGACUCGUUCACGACUGCCUCCGUGACCAAGAAUGAUGUUGAGGAUUGGGGUGAUGUGUGA
Cantharellus anzutake is the source of this 1218-nucleotide messenger RNA. RefSeq lists its product as uncharacterized. The transcript is spliced from 7 exons. Lineage: Eukaryota; Fungi; Basidiomycota; Agaricomycetes; Cantharellales; Hydnaceae. The record is from RefSeq and is a predicted model, not a curated record. The coding region runs from base 1 to 1218 and encodes 405 amino acids.